Molecule: messenger RNA, 1660 nt
Organism: Paralichthys olivaceus (Japanese flounder)
Lineage: Eukaryota; Metazoa; Chordata; Actinopteri; Pleuronectiformes; Paralichthyidae
Gene: neurod1
Product: neuronal differentiation 1
Biological process (GO): sensory organ development; axon development; positive regulation of transcription by RNA polymerase II
Cellular component (GO): nucleus
Molecular function (GO): protein dimerization activity; E-box binding; DNA-binding transcription factor activity, RNA polymerase II-specific
Source: RefSeq, a predicted model, not a curated record
AGCAGGUCACGCACAAUCACGCACGGACACGCGCACAGAGCACACGGGAUGCGCGCGAUCUAACGGACUCAUUAACACAAAGAAUCAGCAUCAUGACCAGGUCUGUGCAGGAGGAGCAGGGGUCAGUGGAGCCAGAGGAGCAGCAGGAGCUCCGCAGCCCAGGAGGAGGAGAGGAGGAGGAGGAGGACGACGAUCACCUCCACCAUCUGGAUGAGGAAGACGAUGAUGAUGAUGAGGAGGAAGAGGAGGAGGAGGAGGAGGAAGAUGGUGAGAACAAACCCAAGAGGCGAGGGCCGAAGAGGAAGAAGAUGACGAAGGCUCGAAUCCAGAGGUUCAAGGUCCGUCGGAUGAAAGCUAACGCCCGGGAAAGGAAUCGCAUGCAUGGUCUGAACGACGCUCUGGAGAGCCUGAGGAAAGUCGUCCCGUGUUACUCUAAAACUCAGAAACUGUCCAAGAUCGAGACGCUCCGCCUCGCCAAGAACUACAUCUGGGCCCUGAGUGAGAUCCUGCGCUCCGGGAAAGCGCCCGACCUCAUGAGCUUCGUCCAGGCGCUCUGCAAAGGUCUGUCUCAGCCAACCACUAACCUGGUGGCAGGCUGCCUGCAGCUGAACCCUCGGACUUUCCUGCCGGAGCAGACACCAGACCUGCCGGCUCAUCUUCCCCCGGCCGGCACAACUGCCUAUCCUGGACACUACUCCUACCAGAGCCCCGGGCUGACAGCCGGCCUGCCCAGCCCACCCUAUGGCACCAUGGAUCCCUCCCACAUCUUCCACCAGGUCAAAGGUCAGCCAUACGGCCCCCUGGAGCCCUUCUUCGAUGGGGUCCUGGUUUCGGACGGGCCGGCGUUUGACCCGCCCCUCAGCCCACCACUCAGCAUCAAUGGGAACUUCUCCUCGUCCUUCAAGCACGAGGUCGUCGCAGCUGCCGACUACGACAAGAGUUUCUCCUUCAGCGUGCACUAUGGGGGAGGAGGAGCUGGGGGACACACUGCCAUCUACGGCGGUGGGGGGACCAACCAGCGGUGUGGUGAACUGCAGGCGGACGGGCUGAUGGGCUUUGAAGGACACUCGCACCAUGAGCGGAUGAUGAACGCCCAGUUGAACGCCAUCUUCCAUGACUCCUGAGGAAGAGGAGGACAAAGGACUGAAAUACUGAUGUAGACAAAGAGACGGACAGAGGAAUCAUUAAAUAUCUUUCUUUCUGUCCUUUCUGUCUUCUUCAACUCUCUUUGGUCAUGAGGACGGUGGUUCGGCGAUGAUAUCACGUUGUUGAUGUAACCUUUGUAACGCUUCAUACUGCGGAGAUGCUCUCUGAAUGUCUCAUUAUUAUCCACAUUAUCACUUAAAAAUAAUCAAUAAUCAAUAAGCAAUAAUCUGGAAGAAACUAUGCAAUUUUGUUAAAACCUGAGCACAGCUCAGCUGAUGAUUCCAAAUGUUGAAAGAAUAAAGAUUUCUCUAUUUUUGGGUCAGUGUGUCAUGGAGAUGAUGUUGGGCCAGUGUUGGGCCGGUUUUCAAGCCGGGAGCGGGCCGGAGUGUUCAUGUUGUUCAUGUGGUUUUUACUUUAUGCUUUUUAUAACGUUCCUGUAGUGUUCUGUUAACAUUUCAUGUGACUCCUGUUCAUAUUUUAUAAGAUAGAUGUUUAUAAAUGCCUUUUAUUAAAA